Messenger RNA from Cajanus cajan (pigeon pea), 1107 nucleotides. RefSeq lists its product as uncharacterized. NCBI's taxonomy places the organism in Eukaryota, Viridiplantae, Streptophyta, Magnoliopsida, Fabales, Fabaceae. The record is from RefSeq and is a predicted model, not a curated record.
GAAAAAAGAAAGUGUAGCUAUCUUCCAUUUUCUAUUUGCGCUCUUUGUUGAGUUCUUUCUCAAUGCCUUGUUUCAGUUCUUCCUUUGGUCACUUCUCUCUAACCUAGUUCCACAUUUCCACUCAUCAAGUCUCUAUCUUUCACCUCAUUUUUCUCUUCAUUCACAUCACUUCUCUGAUCUCUCUUUGACCCAGAUCAAAAUUUUGACCCUUUUUUCUUCCCUCUUAUGCUUUCCUUCAAGCCAUUCACAGAAAAAUCACAGCUUUUAUCCGGGUCUACCCACUUUCUUGAUUUUGUUAUCUGAUUUUGUAAAAUGGGUUGUGUUUGAUAUGCAUAAACUUGAUUCAAGAUAGGAGAUUUGUUAUAGAGAUAUUUUAGUUCAUUUUGUCAACAAGGUCCUUUGGCAAUGGGUAGAGGCAGAGGAAAAGGAAAGAAGCAAUCUGUUAUUGCUGAGGAUCCUGGAAGUGGUGAAGAGCAUAAAGUUCCAGCUUAUAGAAGAAGAGGAAGACCAGUAAAGCCACUGACAGAUGAAAUUGAAGAAGUGGAAGUGACUGAAAUUAUAGAGAAAGAUGAGGAGAAUGUGAAAGGUAAUGGUUCUAACAAUGACUUGAAAACUCAGGCUAUCACAGUAAAUAAAAGAAAAAGGAAGAGAUCUACACAGGUUAAAGAGAAGAUAGAUCCCAAGAAAGAGGAAAAUGGCGUCCUAGCAAAGUCAGGCCCUGAUGAUUCAAUGAAGUCCACUGGAUUCCGACAGAAUGGGAGCCGGCGUAAGAACAAGCCUCGCCGUGCUGCUGAAGCCGGAGUAGAUUGCAAGUGAGCAAGGUUGUCAAUUGUCAUGGUAGUUUUGUUUUUAAGCCCUUGGAAUUGCUGGAAUUUCGUUGACACAAGACAGGGUUGGUUUGGUUGUGUAAGGCUUGUUGUGGUUGCUUGUUAUUGCUUUUGUAACUUUCAUAUGCUAUUUCUGAUUUUAAUCUUGAGGAUUCAUAGUAGAUUGUGCUCCUUUAAUCUUAAACUAUUGCUAAAAGAAAAGCUGAAAUUUUGUAGAUAUUCUUUCAUCAUGAGUUGGUAUAAGGGGAUUUUUCCUUUCUCCCAAGAAAACUUUUGUUCA